Saccharomycopsis crataegensis is the source of this 1092-nucleotide messenger RNA. RefSeq lists its product as uncharacterized. The coding region runs from base 1 to 1092 and encodes 363 amino acids. Gene Ontology annotation, molecular function: DNA-binding transcription factor activity, RNA polymerase II-specific. Gene Ontology annotation, biological process: cellular response to iron ion starvation; positive regulation of transcription by RNA polymerase II. Lineage: Eukaryota; Fungi; Ascomycota; Saccharomycetes; Ascoideales; Saccharomycopsidaceae. The record is from RefSeq and is a predicted model, not a curated record. The transcript has a single exon.
AUGAACGUAUCCAAGAGAACUUACGACGAUACAAAAGAUUCUGUUGCCACGCAUUUCAUCAACACAUCUACACAUGAUAUUGAAGACGGGGUCAUCGUUCCUGCCAAACGUUUCAGGGAGUCUGGUGGUCAAUUGGAAGAUACCCAUUCUUCACUUUAUCAUAUCCUCAACCUCGACGAAAUCAACAGUAAAGAUAGACGCGACACCAGUUUAACCUUCCGUUAUGCCAUCAAGCCAUGGUUGCAAGGUAAAUUAGCCCCUCUUGGAAUUUUCCUCACCAUUGAACGCUCGGAUACCAAAAAAAUCGUGUUCCGUUGUCGUAACAAGAUCCCAAUCGACGACAUCGACGCCGCCAACGACCCUCAUUUGGCCGAUGAUAGAGAUAUCGUUACCAACACUGCUGGCAGAAAAUUCCGUGGGUGUCCUUUUAAAAUCCGUGCCAACUACUCUAAAAAAUCCGACAAGUGGAAUAUUUCUGUGGUCUGCGACCGUCACAACCACGAACUUGUGCCGCACAAAUCUUUCCAGAGCAGUACUUUAUCACUUAAUAACGUUGGUAAUAAUGGAAGAAUGCAGCCUCAGAGACCAAUGAUGUCGCCAGUAACGGCAGGAGGAGUUCCGGCAGUAUCAGUGAUGCCAUCGGUGACUGCCUCUGGUGCCAUGAAUAAUAAUAAUAAUAAUGUUAUGCCUCAAUCUCAGAUGCAAGUGGGGAACUCUGUACAAAACCUUCAAGCCCAUGAAUUUGCUCGUGUCCCAUACUCUAUUGCUUCUGCUGCUGCAGCAGCGGUUGCAGCUUCUGAAAGGGAUUUGUACCAAGGAUUAUAUAUGCCACAGGCCAGUGGGUACGGUGCUGAUUUGACCAGUUCUGCGGCUGCCAGUGCCGCCGCUUUGACCCGGUUGGUGCAAAUGGCCGAAGGUAACAACAACACAUUAUUGAAAGAUAAAACCGAUGAGUUCAUCAAGUUGGCACACAACGUGGUGUUAGAAAAAAUCAUUAACAGUGCUGAUCGUACUAUGGAACAGAAAACUAGAAUUGUCGAGGAAAUGUUGAAUGGGCUUCAUAAAGUAUUGCAGAAGGAACGCGUGUUAUGA